Molecule: messenger RNA, 357 nt
Organism: Prunus armeniaca (apricot)
Lineage: Eukaryota; Viridiplantae; Streptophyta; Magnoliopsida; Rosales; Rosaceae
Source: the annotation of a GenBank genome assembly
AUGCACAACUAUAGAAGCGGGGAAAAUCAUACUAACGAGAUUAUUCAAGCACAGAUGUGGUUCGGUGCAAUCGGGGGUGGCAAAAAAAGUUUCAACCAUCAUAAAUGUUGGGAGGUGGUGAAAUAUUGCAAACGCUUCAUAAUUAUUCACACGGGUCCCAAGGUUAUGUUAAACGAGUCGCCACUCCAUGAUUUAAUGACAUCGGAUUCACCUAUCAAUUCCCCUAUGAGUCAAGACUCACCCAUAGAAAAGGAGUCGAGGCUCAUUGGCCGAAAGGCUGCGAAAGCAAAGAAAGCAGGUAAUUCGAGCAAUAAUAAUUCAAAGUUUUGGAGGAAAUUGCAAGGCAAAACGCUAUAA